GCUUUCUCUCGUUUCUCGUCCUCCUGCGAAUCAAGUUCCCUGCAACACGAACUUGCCCACCGACACCAACACCAUUCCAUCUUCAUCCCAUCCUCUCUGCCGCUGCCGCACCCUCUCAUCCUCAUCCUCGGCGCUUAGUAGUAUCUGCCGUCUGCAGGGGUCCCGAUGGUUGCUUUGACCCGCUGUCCACCUUCUACCACCGAAUGGCACUGAAAUGCACGGCUCGGUGCAUGACGAUCGCCUGCACCUCCACCAUCGCCCGUCACAGGCCAACGCGCUCGUGGCUGACCAGGGCAUACGAGGUUCUCUCCAUCCUGCUGGUCCCCAAAAUCUCCGAUGCCCCGGGAUAUCCUUUGUGUCAAGCCGUCCUCAGAUCCACCGCGCAGUCUCGUCCCUUGCGACGCUCCAACGCCAUUCUGCCUCUCCAAUCCUGACCAUUCACGUUCGUUGCUCCAGGCGCUGAAGCCUCCUGAAAUUGUCGGACCAUAUGCCGCUAAGGUUUAGCAUCACGUUGUUAUUCUCAGGCCCUCGGGCUAGGCGCGGCGCGAGACUGUGGGUGGAUGGCCCGCACCCUGACAGUAACAUAUACUUCUGAAGAGCUUCUCUACUGCAUGUUUGUAUACUGCUAGCCCAGCCCAGGAAUAGUCGUCAGGGCCUGCCGAACAGCACAUCAUGGACCGGGACAUGGUCGAAUGACAUGCUGUGCUUCGAAGCCAGCCGCAGAGCUCGCUCAGGCUACCCGGUAGGUACAGUAUGCUGCCUUGACCCAGUUGUUGGACUUAUCAGACCUCCACCAUCAUGCGUUCACCGGUCACUCUUCCGCGUUGCGGCUCCCCUCCUUCGCUGUCGGGCCUCUUCAAUGUUUUUCCCGCCAUCUACUGAAAUCUUCCCCUUGCUAUAUUCCACGCCCUUGCUGGUCUGCGCCCUCUUGCGCCCGUCUGUGACGAACCAUGCGCGUGGGUUUCUCUUCUCAUCCAUGAUUGCGAGGCCGGCAGUCACUUGCAAUCACUCCAUCUACCUAUGAGCCUUGUGUCAACCCUCGUUGCCGCGGACGCGACCCGCUACCCAACCGCAACAAAACCCGUGCAACCUGCUGCGGCUGAGUGUCCAACACGGCGCAGGGAAUUCGUCUAUCGGGCGACUGCUCAGGUAGUCUGCCUUGCCCGAUCGUAAUCUUAGUCUUCUCCGCCCAUCGACCUCGUCGCCGCGAAGAAGGGCCAGCAGAUCCGUUCUGUUCGCUUAGCUCACCGGCAGCCGUGGUCGACUGUGCCGCAAACCAAGUGCCCGAGUGCUAAGAUGAUGGCAGUGAGGGCUCCUCUUCCGUUCAGUCCUUCAACAAACGCACUAUUUCCGACAUUUUCUCCUUUCCCAGAACAGCCUGACUCGCCGCGGCCACGGUCUGCCGCACCGUCGGGAGUACAUAUGUCUGUACCAGAGAGGCCGAGGACUGCGGGCGAAAACCAACUCAAGUCUCCGGUAAUUAAUAGCAUCACCUCCCCUCGAGAUCCUGUGGCUCCCUCGCCCGUCAAUUCGGAUGUCACCAACUUUGAAGACGUGGAUCAAGAGGUGGAAGAGGACGACACGGACGGAGGGAGCACUGCGGGAAAUAGCUUUGUCUCGGGGGCGCCCCAGAAUCUCAAUGACAUCCAGCGAGCACAAAUCAUCUCUCCGCUGAGGAACAGCCUGCGAGGUAUUACGACUCCGCUAAAGCUCGACACUCAGUCCAUAAUAGAUCAACAAAUCCGUGCCAGAGUGGAGGAAGAGACUGAGCCUCAAUCUGCUAUACACAUACCGACCGAGUUUGGCAAGUUUCCUCCUACCAGAACACCUGCAGAGCCACCGAGGCAGCAAGAUAAGCAACCGUCACGCUCGAAACCAGAAGAUCAGCUGGCCGAGCAGCCUAAAGAGGCCGAAAGGUCCAGGGCAGGCUCGACGGACUCAAAAAAUUCCGAGUCGACCGUGACUGAAUCGGCCACGCUCGAAAGCAAUCCCGUACAAAAGCCUCAUGGUGCACCGAUGCCUCCGACGCCACUGCAAACAAGCCUCCCUCCACUGCCGAUACAUGACUGGUCCCGGACUCCAAGGGCGCAGACGAGACAAGACCUUAAUGUGUUGAGCCGUCCAGGUUCGAGCCUUGCCAGCAUCCUGGAGGGCGACACGGACGACCAUCCUAGUACAGAUGAGACUGGCGACGAAGGCCCAUUGGAUCCGGGCUUUUUGCGCGGUGCCGAGGCCGAGCUCAACGCCCUGCGAAACGCAUUAUCCGAGUGUUGGACAUUGUGCAAUACAUUGGCAAGUCUCAGUCACAUCCACCGGGAGAGGAUAUUCAACUUUUCUGGUCGUGGCGAUAUGCAUGAACAAGCAUGGAAAGCCUGCUGGAAGUUGUGUCAAAAUCUCUACGAAACGCGAGAAGACAGUGGUCCAAACUCGUUUUCGCACAAUUCAUCUCGCCCAACCCUAGAUUUGUGUCGCGACUUCUGUCAGGCGCUCUUCGAAGUUCGGGUUCGAGACAACGAAACGGCGGAUUCAGUGUUGAGAGUGAGUUUUGAACUGAACAACCAUCUGUUCAACACCCAUGACCGAAGCCUUCCGGAGGCGUUCCGUGAGCGGACGUUAGAUUUCUACAUCACUCUAUGUCAUCGGCUAAUGAAGCAGAAGUCGAAGAUGGCGGAGGAAACAGACUCGCUCCUCCGAGCGUGUUGGUCCUUGGCUGAAAUGCUGUUCAGUCUGAGGCAAAACCGACGAGAAGGCAAGAAGCCCGACGAGGAACUACUUGGGUCGGCCAUUCUGGCAUGUUGGGAGCUUUGUGACUUGUUCAGAGAAGGCUGGACACGAAUCCGUCCUGAAAGAGGGACUCCACGACCCAGUCAAACGACAUUCACGCAGGCAUUCCAUCAGGCCAAACGAUCCGGAUUUGCACCCCUGGAUGAGAAUAUGAAUCCCAGGCUACUGCCGGAAACCCCGACUACCAUUUUUGAAGACACCGUCACAACCAUCUCGCCAGACGAAGCUCCCACCCCUAAUAUCGUCGUUCUGAGAGCAGAAGAAGCAUCUCGCAUGUCAACCACCUCAUCCGUCUCCUCCUUUUCAGCCGGCCCUUAUCAUAGGCAACCGUCUCCUAAUUUCCGUAAUCCAUUAUCCGCCCAGCCCGGGCCGACCUCUGCGAAUUAUCCCCGGUGGUCGGCCAAUUCCUCCACUUUCUCGCUCCCAGCUUCCGCCAUUUCGGAAGGUGGCCCUGCUCCUGCUUCCGCCACCACAGUAUCAACCGUGCGAACACCCGCAGAAGAUCCAACAUUGAUCCUUUUGAAAGCAUUAUUUGUCAAGGCUGCUCUGGCCACCGGGUUGGGAUACAGUCAGAGCUCUGGCGACCCGAAUCUGAAUUCGCUACAUAACUUUGUGAAGAACUUGCCGGACACGGCAUUCGGCAAUCAAGCAUGGCAGAUGUCAUUGCUGGAGAACUACCGCAAAGCCAUCAUGAAUGAUUCUGGUUUCCGGAAUCUGGGUACUGCCGGCACCGUGGGCGAGCGAGGGAAACUGAAUUCCGUUGAAGUGGGCCGCGCGGUCAUGGGUAUGACUUCGUGCGUGUACGGGUUUGGAUGGUUGAGAGAUUUGUAUCGCUAUGUUUUUGGUUACUACGCCGAGGAGGCCCUGAAAGCGAAUAGCAGUCAUACUGCUGGUGGUGCUGGUGCUGGUGACGGAACCCACCAUCCCGGUCGACGCCAACCGGCCGCGCCAGGCAAGCAACAGGGCAUCGGGGUUACUGCUGCAGUCAGUCUGGUUGCUGCUGUCAUGGACAGCACGAACAACAACAACACAGGUAACAAGAACAAUCCGAUGCCGAACUCAGCCACUGGUCCUGGGCAGCACGCACCUGGGGGAAGAGCAGCAGGUGGAGGUGGUGUUGGGCGAGCGAGCUCUAGAGGGAGCACUGCUAGCAAUAGCAGUGGCGGUGGAAGUGCCAGUGGGAAAUCAGGGACCGGCGGGCGGCGGACUGUGAGUCAGUAAAGAAGGUGUACGUGUGACACAUGCCUUUGCCUACUACACGCUACUCCCCGGGGCUACCUGGUCUGGUAGCCGAUGACACGGCAGCCAACGCUGCCUACUAGUAUCCUGGAUGGGAGGUACGUGUCACUGUUACAUGGGCAGUAGUAGCUCACCUUGGUAAUGAUGAUCUAGAAGAAGAACCAUGCCGCUAAGUGACCACCGAGUGGUAUGUAACCUACUGCUAGUCGAUCCCUCCAAAUGAGGAUAUGGUCUUGGGUAACUUCGGUGACCCUCAGCUUUGGCUGCGAGACAUGCUCAUCUCAUUGUUAAUAAUACCUGGAGUCAUCAUGCGGCAUCAUGUUAGCUGCAAGGAGAACCAUGGCUAUAACAGUCUGUGCUAUGUGACUUCGCAAAACUUCGGUAUCUUGGCACAGAACUCACUGCCCGGCCAUCAAAUAUCUGGUGAAUCUGAUUUUGUUCCGCAACCCC
This is a messenger RNA of Exophiala dermatitidis NIH/UT8656, 4473 nucleotides long. RefSeq lists its product as uncharacterized. Bases 1297 to 4005 code for a protein of 902 amino acids. The transcript has 6 exons. The record is from RefSeq and is a predicted model, not a curated record. Lineage: Eukaryota; Fungi; Ascomycota; Eurotiomycetes; Chaetothyriales; Herpotrichiellaceae.